Messenger RNA from Tachysurus vachellii, 2135 nucleotides. Its product is annotated as gastrula zinc finger protein XlCGF57.1-like. The record is from RefSeq and is a predicted model, not a curated record. NCBI's taxonomy places the organism in Eukaryota, Metazoa, Chordata, Actinopteri, Siluriformes, Bagridae. The transcript is spliced from 5 exons. Bases 274 to 1965 code for a protein of 563 amino acids.
GUACAGAGAUCAUCAUGUCUGCUGGAACCUGUCGGAGACCUUCGCACCAAUCUGACCAAUCAGAGCACAGAGAACAAACACUGACCUGUGGAACAAAAGUAAACAAACAUCUUGAGCCAGUGAAGUAACUUUGAGUUCAGACCCUCACCAGCAGGGGGAGAUGAAGCGCUGCUUUCAGCCGAAACAGCAGAAGAGAAGAAGAAGCACCAGGAAAGCUGUGUGAUGACACAGAAUUCAGAAUAAACUUAUUAUUUCAGUAAAGAGGUGGAGUGCAUGAUGGAGGUGGAAUGUGUGGGUGGAGGAGAAGAAGCUGUCCUGCAGCUUCAUCUGCUUUGUGAUCCUUUAUCUUCCUGCACCAAGGCGGUGGGAACCGAGCUGUCCAUGGCCGACAUCUCCGACCUCCACGCUGAAGUGUGUGAGCUCAGAGAGCUGGUGUCUGUGCUGGAGGAAACGCUGCAGCGACAGAAAUCCUUAAACACGUGUGAGGAGGUGAACGGACCUACACCAGCUUUGUGCUCAGUGUGUAAAGCUGAUCUCAACACUGCAGUGGUGCAAGACUCUGCACAGAGUGUGUGUGCUGAGCGUGAGGUGUGUGAGGUCGAGUGCAUGCCACACACUCCACUGAUGACGUGUUCUGUGAAGGUGGUGGACUGUAGGACAAUGGAGCUGAUUGCGUCUGUCAGGAAAGAAGAGAAGGAGAAUGAAGAAGACGGAGAAUGGAAGACUAACUACGAGGAUAAACCUCCCCCCUGUGAGAGUGAUGGUGAAACCUGGUCUCCUUCAUCCAGAAGACAAGAUGAUGUAAGAAAACAACCGCAUGUUAACAAACUCAAACCUCGGACGAGAAAAGCUGUGAGCCACAAGUCCAGCGUUAUGGAAAGAGCCUCCGAAGUGAACGGAGAGGUGAAGGAGUCAUUAACGGAGUCUGGUGACAGGUUUAGUGAUCAGGCCGUCAGAGACAGAGCAUUCAAGUGUUUGCAGUGUGACAAAAGCUACGGUAAAGCAUCAAGCUUGCGGAACCACACGAAGAGACAUGCCAAGGAGAUGAGGUUCUGCUGUGAGGAGUGCGGGAAAGGAUUUGUGACAUCAGCCGAGCUGAAGCUGCACACGAGCCGACACACGGGGAUCAGCAGCUUCGUGUGUGAGGUGUGCGGACAAAACCUGGCUGGUUCGUCAGGACUCAAAGCACACAUGCUGACGCACAGCGAUGAGAGACCGUUCUCCUGCAGGGAGUGCGGAAAGACCUUUCGGACCAAGGGGAACCUUAAGGCCCACCUGAGGACCCACACUGGAGAGAAGCCAUACCGCUGCUCAUACUGUGAGCGUACGUUCAGUCAUGCUCCACGCGUCAAGGUUCAUGAGCGCUCACACACCAAGGAGAAGCCCUUUAAAUGCCAGACCUGUGAAAAGACCUUCUCGCGCCUGGACAGUCUCCGCUUGCACGAAAACGUCCACACUGGCAUGAAGCCGUACCAGUGCUCACACUGUGGGAAGAGCUUCAGACAGGCCAGCCACCUGCUCUGUCACGAGAGGACUCACACCGGCGAGCGGCCGUACCUCUGCUCCGACUGUGGAAAGCGCUUCUCCAGCCACGGGAUCUUCCGCAGCCACCGCCGCAUCCACACGGGCGAGCGGCCCUACCACUGCACAGCCUGCGGUAAGAGCUUCAGGAAGCAGUUCACGCUGCAACAGCACAGCAAAACGCACACCGGAGAACGACCCUACAAAUGCACACAGUGUGACAAGAGCUUCGCACGGACCUGCACGCUGAAGCAGCACCAGAGAAUGCACUCAGGGGAGAAGCCAUAUCAGUGCACAAUCUGCGGAGAGAAAUUCACCUUCCUUAGCUCGCUGCACCAACACCGGAAAAAACACGGGCAAGACGGCAUGCGGGACACUGCCAACACUCCGUCCCUCACUGCAGGGACCGCCUCAGGAUCCCAACAACAAACAUCCAUGGCCUGAAACUCCAUGAAAAAUUCAUGUUCUUCAGGGUUCUCAGUGCAAUAACUCAUCACUGCUCCACAAUUACAGUACAGGUGUGGAGUUUAGGUGUGGACUACUGGCCCUCAUCACUGAUUAGUUAACUACAGUAUAUACAUGUUAGAUGUAAUAAAACACACAGAAACUUGAAA